AUGAUGCAGAGUCAGGCUGAAAGAAUGUCAAACGGCGACGGGCCAAACCCCCUAUCUGUUGAGGAUGCUGUCGGAAACGCUUUCAUACAACUGCUGGCAGAGGAGAAGGGUCUUGAUCAAGGUCAUCCCAAUAAUGAGGCGAUUCAAGCAUUCGCAAAAGAUGUGAGGCGCCGGAAGGAACAACCUCUAGGGUCCUAUGAUGACUUUGUUGAGCUUGCUGCCUCGGCUGCUGUGCAUGUGCUCAUGUAUGGUUCAAAUAGCCCUGACGAUAAUCGCCAAGACCCUGCGUCUCUCACUCUCUAUCGGAAGAUGCUCUGGCUCGUAAAACGUGCAUCAUCAGGGAUACCAUCCGAGUUCGUCCCCCCUAAAACUAGGCCCCAGAAGGCCAACUUGCUCACAAUUCACAGUCCAGUUACCGGUCAGCAAUAUGCGGCGGAGAACAUGAAUGGACUCGAAGGUAUCAGACGGUUCGAAAAUGCUGGGCAGCAGGAACUCCUGAACGAAGCCUACGACUCAGGAUACUCGGCUGGAUUUGAGGCGGGCAUCCAAGCAAAGGCUGCUAAGCACCAGGCGUCUUCAGCACAGAGGGAGGGAACUUAUGCUCAAGGGUUUGCCGCUGGCCAGCGUCGCCUGAUGGAUUCUGAGAUCGCGUUUGCUUUUGCCAGGGGUCAACUGGCCGAGCAGCAGCGAAUUCGCGCCUUCCUUGACGAGGGAACGAAACAAGCCGGCCAGGUCAGCAAGACCUCAGGAGGUUCACGGGAAUCAGUAACAGAGUUCUCGGAGGCGACACGACAAACGAGGCCUACGGAUGUGUCGACAACAAACACAUCAGCACGGCAAUACGGCCACCCUUCAAGCAGAGGCUCAGAGUUCAGCCAUGCAAGUCCCCCGGUCAGACCACCAGAUGCAUCCGUUGCAUCUGGAGGUUUGCAUUCGCCCCCCAAGAGCUCCCUUCGCGCUGUGGCGCAUGACCAAGCCCCAGCACCAAUCCCCGAAGGGACCAUUAAGGCCAGGCGACGCGUCGGCCGUCCAAGACUGCACCCCGGAGAUGUCGAUGGCCGGCAUUUGGUCGCCACCUGUGUAUUCUGUGGUCUCGAGCUCUCACAGAAUUCAAUGUUAAGGCAUAAAAGAAGACACCAUGCUGCAGAGCUGGCGGCCGUUGGCGUUCCGCUGAAUCAAUUUCCGUGCUGGUGGCCUGGUUGUGGUCAGUUGCCGGACAAUCUCGUGCUUAACCAGCUUACCACGCACCUACAGCGAAAACAUAAUUUCACGCCACCCGGCGAAUCGAAUGCCUUCACCGAGAACCUCAAAUACAUAGGACGGAUGCCCAUUGACCUGCAGAUCAGCAUCAUCGCGGAAGCUGCACAACAACUAAACGCGGUCAAGCUACGAAUCCAAAACCUGGAAACCCAGCUUCGCCGGCGUGACCCGUCAUAUACCAGCCAACACGGGUUACCUGAUAUACAUCACCUUCAUGAAUCACGACGGCCGGUUCUCUCAGCGAUACUAACAAAUCGCGAGCGACUACCACUUAUAGUGCAGGAGCUGCGACAGUUGACGAGGGCUCGCGGCACGAGGAGCCAGAUGCGCAAAGACGAGGGUACAUGGUGGGAGGUCGCCGACGACCUGGAAGCGGCACCUGAUCCUUCAAGCAAGCUAGCCCAGGCUGUCAUCGCCCUUUCACCUCCGGGCGACGGACCAACCGUGCAUCUCAACCUGAACGUCUUGUCUGACCCGCCGAACAUGAACGAUCCAUCUUGGAGGCCGCAAUACGUUCUACCUUUGCAGCCUGGCUGGGAGCUUGAAGAUCUUGAAACUGACCUUCAUUCAGUGCCGGUAGGCUCCAUUGUACAUAGAAAUAAUUUCAGGGCCGUCAAGCCUUCGCCACCUCAUUCCAUGGCUGUGGUCCUGGAUGAGGUGGAGGACGAAGAAGAGGACCUUGGCUAUCAAAAGCUCAUGGCAGAGAUUUCGCGCAGGGUCCUCGAUGAUAAACCCCAGUCGGAUUGGGAUAAAACAAGCAGUAACGAGGACGGAGAGGACUCAGGCGAUGCUGAAGAUGAGGUCGUCCAGCAGGCGCCUAAUCAGCCCACGAGAAGAGAAGGAUCAGGACGACGGAAGAGAUCUGUGACCACGUCCUCUCCGCCAAGGAGAAUCAAACAUCGCAGGGACUCUUGA
Diaporthe amygdali is the source of this 2175-nucleotide messenger RNA. RefSeq lists its product as uncharacterized. The transcript has 4 exons. The coding region runs from base 1 to 2175 and encodes 724 amino acids. Lineage: Eukaryota; Fungi; Ascomycota; Sordariomycetes; Diaporthales; Diaporthaceae. The record is from RefSeq and is a predicted model, not a curated record.